Messenger RNA from Nezara viridula (southern green stink bug), 2587 nucleotides. The record is from the annotation of a GenBank genome assembly. Lineage: Eukaryota; Metazoa; Arthropoda; Insecta; Hemiptera; Pentatomidae.
AUAAGAUAUUGACUGUCAUUUCAAAAAAAAAAAUUCUGAGACAUCAAAUAUUGAAGUCAUUUGAAACAACUUGGAGAUUGAAAUUCACUAAAACAACUAUGAGUGGUUGGGCUUCAUGAAAGCCCGGGUUCUGAACUAAAAAUAAUUUUUACAAAUUCAUAUUUGGAAUUCUCCAAAUUAGUAAUACAAAUUUCAAACCGAUAAAAUAUCAGAAAACACUUAUAUGGCAAAAAAGGGUGGAUAUGAUUCAUACCCAGGAGGUGGUUAUGACUAUGAUCCAGUAGAGGUACCUGCAGAAAACUAUGAUCGUCAAUUUGACCGAGUUCCUGAAGGAGUUAAAGAAUUUCUCACAUACUUCAGGGAUGCUAUUCGUAAGGGAAUGAUAUUUGAAAUCCAGAAUUAUUAUGAAAAUAUUUUCCCAAAAAUGACUGAAAAACAUUUUGAAAAUAGGCCCUGGCCUGAUGAAAGUGCUGUUGCUAGAUUUGUUGAAAGUGAUCCUGUUUUCCUCAUACUUUAUAAAGAACUGUACUACAGGCAUUUGUACGCAAGGAUGCAGAGUUCUUUGACUCUUGACCAAAGAUUCAAUUCGUUUUUCAAUUACUGCGAUUUAUUGAACUAUAUUUUAAGUGAAAAUAAACCAGUGGAUUUAGAAUUACCUGAUCAGUGGUUAUGGGAGCUCGUGGAUGAAUUUGUCUAUCAGUUUCAGUGUUUCUCUCAAUAUAGAGGCAGAUUACAAAAGAAAGACCCAAAUGAACUAUUACGACUGAAUGAAAAUAAUAAAGUAUGGAAUGUACUCUGUGUUUUAAAUGUUCUCCAUUCACUGGUGGAUAAAUCAAACAUAAAGAAACAAUUAGAAGUUUAUGCCAGCGGAGGAGACCCAGACUCAGUGGCUGGGAAAUUCGGCCGUCAUUCUCUGUAUAAAAUGUUGGGAUACUUCAGUCUUGUAGGCUUGUUAAGGUUGCAUUCUCAACUUGGAGAUUAUUAUCAAGCUAUUAAAGUACUUGAAAAUAUUGAAAUUCAUAAGAAGAGUCAGUAUUCUCACGUGCCGGCUUGCCAGAUAUCUACUUCUUAUUAUGUUGGUUUUGCUUACAUGAUGAUGAGAAGAUACUCUGAUGCCAUUAGGACCUUCAGCUCAAUUCUCUUGUAUAUCCAGAGAACUAAGCAGUUGUUCCAGACAAAGACUUACCAGAAUGAUCAGAUAAACAAACAAACUGAUCAGAUGUACAACCUGCUUGCCAUGUGCUUGGUCCUGCACCCACAGUGCAUCGAUGAGUCAAUCCAGCAAGCCCUACGCGAGAAAGGUUACCAUGAGAAGAUGUACAAGAUGCAGUAUGGUGACUUAACUGAAUUCGAGAACUGUUUCUUAUUCGCCUGUCCUAAAUUCCUUUCACCAUCGCCACCUCCAACUGAUGCUCUACCAGAUGAUUACACUAAGGAACCUAUGAGGCAUCAAACUCAGGUAUUCAUGGAUGAAGUGAAGCAGCAGAAGAUGCUUCCAACAAUCAGGAGUUAUUUGAAACUCUACACUACUCUUCCACUGAGCAAACUUGCUACCUUCAUGAGCCAUGCUUCGGGACAAGACCUCCCAAGUGAAAUUGCCGCUCUGAGAACCCACUUGCUUUGUUUUAAGCACAAAAUGAAGAAUAUUGUGUGGACCAAAGGAACCUCAGGGCUUGAAGGUUCUUUUCAAUCUGGAUCAGAGUUGGAUUUCUACAUCGAUGGUGAUAUGAUCCACAUCGCUGAUACGAAAGUGGCCAACAGGUUUGGCGAUUUCUUCAUUAGAAAAAUACUGAAGUUCCAAGAACUCAACAGGAAGUUACAUUCCAUCAAGAUAUAAUAGUAUUAUAUAAUCUCUGGAUAAAUUAUGUUGUCUAUUUUUGUUUCCUUGUUUCUAUGAUUUUUUUUAAUAUUAGAUUUAAAUUUUUAUACAAAAUUUACCGAGUAUAUAAAAUUUCAUUGUUAGCAAAACUGAAGUACCACUUCAUUAAUUUCACAAACUCAUAAUGUUAAUUGAUUGGCUAGAAAUCUAUUCAUGGGAUGGCAUCUCAAAAAACAUUAAUGAAUGAUAACAGAUUUUUUUUAAUGUGAGUGCAUUCCUUAUCCGCAUUCUUGAUGCUGCUCUAAUAAAUUAGCUACAAUAUAAAUUAUCAUAUGAUAUUUUUAUUAAUUGAUCAUUUUGAUAUUUUUAAUGCUGUAAUGAAGGAUGAAAUAUUUAUUAUUAGUCUUAACUGUUUUGAAGAAUAAAGGAAUAUUUAGUUAUUAUUUCUCAAUCGGGAUCUUAGAGAAAAUACCUUUCUUGGUAGAGUUGGAUUGACUGCCAUAUUCAAUUACGUUAUCUAUUCAUUCUAUGAUAUUUUUUUCCCAUAGUUUUUAUUAAUAUACUGUGUUAUUAUAUAAAAAAUUAUAUCAUCCUGGAAUUUAUAACAAUUAUUUUUUUAAUGAAUAUUGGAAUCUAGGAACAUUGCUUAUAGGAAAUUUUCAAUUGAAAAUAAUUUUUUUAUGAAUUUCGUCAUUUGUAAAAUCCAAAUAAAUAAAAGCUCAAACAUUAAAAUAUAUUUUUUAAUUUAUUUCAAAAAGUGAUCAUUGG